Molecule: messenger RNA, 3560 nt
Organism: Anopheles darlingi
Lineage: Eukaryota; Metazoa; Arthropoda; Insecta; Diptera; Culicidae
Product: neprilysin-4-like
Exons: 1
Coding region: 291-3416 (1041 amino acids)
Biological process (GO): protein processing
Cellular component (GO): plasma membrane
Molecular function (GO): metalloendopeptidase activity
Source: RefSeq, a predicted model, not a curated record
CCGGUACGAUAGGGUCCCCGUUCGUUGGUACCUGGUGGUGGCGUUAAUCGGCGUCAAUUGCAGGGUGAUAGCGAACGAGUGCUGACACACAUUCGUUUUACAUACACACCUUUCGCCGUGUCAAUACUGACGAUCGUGCGUGCAUUCCAGUGACACCGCGGUUACCAAGGACUGGUUUGACCAGCCUUAAGGCAUACCUUCCUUCUGGUUGACGGUGAUGCACGCUCCAAGUGAAAGGAGUUAGGAUAGCGGAAGUGAGUGAGUUACCAACACAGUGACCAGCGCAGUGAAUGUGCGGCUCCGAAUGUACCGAUGCAACGCGGAUGCACCGCUGUGACCGCGUCGGUGUGAGAAGGGCACCGACAUCUACGACGACGACGACGACGACGACGAUGAUGACGGUGAUGAGGAUGAUGGUGAUGGAGUCUGUAAACAAAUCGCCAAAAAAGACCGAUAAGCCGUCGGACGAACUGCCUGCAGCCAGAAGUGCAAUAAGGAACGGUGAUGCCGAUGGCGGUAGUAAUGUUGUUAGUGGUGGUGGUAGUGGUGGUAGUGGCGGCUGUGUGCUCGGGAUAGACGAACGCACCGGGCGAUUGCAGUGGUGCCCCGGGUACAGGUUCGUGCGGAUCCUGUUCGUCAUACCGGCUGCGAUGCUUCCGAUCGCUUUGCUGUUUCUGCUGUUGUCUCGCUUUCAGGUGGUCGGUUCCGAGGUUCCGGAGCACGCCCAACAGCGUGGUGCUGGUUGCGGAGGGAUCGGCUACUUUGCGGACGGUAACGAGCUCGCCGACGAUGACGUCCUGUCCGGAUGGUCGGCCACGGAUCAGCGCAUCAAUGCGGAACGCUGCCUAUCGUUGGCUACAGGUGCCGGUGAAGAACAGACCGACCCCGAGGCCGAUCGUGGUCUGCUGCGUCACAUUUUGCGUACCUCGUUCGUACCACCGAUCCCGGAGCACGGGCGACUACCGGGGUGCCAGCAUACCGGGCUACGUGACAACGCACCAGAUGCCUCACAAGACGAUGUACCAGAUGUACCGGAUGAUACCGCUGGCUCCGUUCCGCACAAUGGUACGAAGGCAUCGCGCCGUGUGAAGAAAUCGCUUGCCUGGCGCCUGGUGGACAGCAAGAGCCCUGAGAGUAUCCGGGCGGCGCAGGUCGAGAUCAUGCGGAAGCACAUGGACGAGCGGGCAGAUCCGUGUCAGGAUUUCUACCAGUACGCCUGCGGCAACUGGGACCAGGUGAACCCGAUACCGAAGGACAAGGCGGCUCUCGAUACGUUCGAGCUGUUGCGCGAGAGUCUCGAUCUGGUGCUGAAGAACCUGCUGCUGGAAGGUGUCGAGCAUGACCUUCCGGAGCUACCGGAUAUCGAGAAUACGCUCGGUUCAACGACGACAACGCCGGUGGCGACCGCAGCGGCUGUCGAAACGACCGCUGAGCAACUGCAUCGCGUGCGUAAACGCAUACCGAAGCGGAUGCCACGGGCCGUCCAAAACAAACUGAUCAUCCGGUCGACGCAGGUGAAGCGGGUCCGGAAGCGUCGCCAGCUCACAACCACGACGGAGAGGGACUCGGCGGAAGAAGAUUACGAGGUACGAGCCGAGGACGAAGAUGCUGAAACCAAGGCACGGCAUCUGUUUGUCUCCUGCAUGAACUACGCGCAAAUCGAGCAGCGAGGGUUGGAACCGCUGCACGCACUGCUGGCCAGUCUGGGCGGGUGGCCGGUGCUUGAUCCUGCAUGGGAUGCGCGGAAUUUCGACUGGCUAAACCUAACCGCCCACGUACGCCGCUACAACAAUGACAUCCUGAUCGUACAGUGGGUCGGUCCGGACAUUAAAAACUCCGACGAAAACAUUGUUCAAUUCGAUCAGACCUCACUCGGGCUACCGACGCGGGAUUACUAUCUGCAGCCAGCGAACCGGAAGUACCUUGAUGCCUACCGGCAGUUCAUGAUCGAGGUAAUAGAGUUGCUGGGUGUGCCGACAGGCCGUGCCCGGCAGGCGACGGACGAGAUGCUGGAGUUCGAGAUACAGCUGGCCAACAUAACGAACCCGCCGGAGGAGCGCAACAACGUAUCCACGUUGUACCGUAAGAUGAUACUGGAACACUUGCAGGACGAGAUACCGGAGAUCGAUUGGUCCGGCUACCUGAAGAUCGUCACUGACCGGCCGGUUAAUUCGUCCGAGUUCGUCGUCAUGUUUGCGCUCACCUACAUGCACGAUCUGGUGGAGCUGAUCGAGCAGACGGAACCGCGCAUCGUGGCCAACUACAUCCUGUGGCGGUUCGUGCGCCACCGAAUCAACAAUCUCGACGAUCGCUUCCUGGGCGCGAAGCAGCGUUUCUCGAACGCACUGUUUGGACGCGAGAAGAACCCACCGCGCUGGAAGAACUGCGUGACGCAGGUGAACGCAAACAUGGGCAUGGCGGUGGGAGCGAUGUUCGUGCGGCGCUAUUUCGACGAAACCAGCAAACGGGACACGCUAACGAUGACGCACGAGCUGCAGCAGGCAUUCCGCGAGCUGCUCAACCAGACCGAAUGGAUCGACGGGCCGACGAAACGGUUGGCCGAGCAGAAGGUGAACGCCAUGUCGCUCCGGAUCGGCUAUCCGGACUUUAUCCUAUCGCCGGGUGAACUGAACUCACGCUACGCCGGCCUGUCCGUGCACCCGGAGCGCUACUUCGAGAACACGCUGAACGUGCUGAGCCACAUCCGGCGCACGGAUCAGGAGAAGCUCGGCCAGCCGGUUAACAAGACGGUCUGGCAUACGGCGCCGGCCGUAGUCAACGCCUACUACAGCCGCAACAAGAACCAGAUCAUGUUCCCGGCCGGUAUCCUGCAGCCCCCGUUCUACCAUCGUCACUUUCCCAAAUCGAUCAACUAUGGCGGCAUCGGGGUCGUAAUCGGGCACGAGCUUACCCAUGGAUUCGACGAUAAGGGCCGGCUGUUUGAUCACGAUGGCAAUCUGUACCGCUGGUGGAGCGACGGUGCAAUCGAAGCGUUCCACGAGCGGGCCGCCUGCCUCGUGCAGCAGUACGGCAAGUACACGAUCGAUGAGAUCGGUGUCCAGCUGGACGGGGAGAAUACGCAGGGUGAGAACAUCGCCGACAACGGGGGCAUCAAGCAGGCCUUCCUCGCUUACACGCGCUGGCUCGAGGCACAGACGGAUCCACGCGUCCUGGAGCAGGAAACUCUGCCCGGCCUCAACGUAACCAACCGGCAGCUGUUCUUCCUCAACUUUGCCCAGAUCUGGUGCGGCGCUAUGCGGCCCGAGGCGACGCGCAGCAAGCUCAAGACGGCCGUCCAUAGCCCCGGGAGGUUCCGGGUCAUCGGGACGCUCUCGAACUCGGAGGACUUUGCGCGCGAGUUCAACUGUCCCAUCGGGAGCAUCAUGAAUCCUGUGGAGAAGUGUAGCGUAUGGUAACGCCGGGGCCACGCCGGACGUAACCGGUGGUUACGGGUUUUGCGUGUUGUAAAUAAGAAACUGGCGGCCCAACGGCUGCUCCGGCUGCUGCUGUUGGGUGGCCUUGGCGUAAUCGAAUCCUCAAUAAUAAAGUAUCUUCAUGCC